Periconia digitata is the source of this 1868-nucleotide messenger RNA. NCBI's taxonomy places the organism in Eukaryota, Fungi, Ascomycota, Dothideomycetes, Pleosporales, Periconiaceae. The record is from the annotation of a GenBank genome assembly.
UCUUCUGUUUCAUCUGCUCGCCCCCACGAAAACUGAUCGUGUUCAUGUCUCGGCCAUUGGACAACGCCUGCAUGACAUGGGGAACCGGUGAAAAAUACGAUGGCGCCCCCAUCCACGUCUCCACGCUGAUCGGACAGCUGUUCAUUAUCCAAACAGCACUUGAUAAGCUAUCGGAUUGGAAUCAAGCUCGUGAAACGCGCCAUCCGCGAUAUCAACAACUGGCUGCACAGGUCGGAAACGCCCUCGAUUGUUUUGGUACCUUGAUCUCCACCCUGCAGAAGCAGCUCGAUCAGUUUGAGACAUCAAACUCGGUGGAGAUGCCUACGAAGAACAAGAUAAAAUUUAUAUGGAGCGAGAAAGAGAUCGCCAACUAUUCCACACUUCUUGACCGGCAGGUCAAUGCGCUGACUUUGCUCCUCCAAGCUGUCCAAUGCGAAACAUGGGAGCAACAACGGGAACUUUUGAGCCGAGAGGAGAGUGUGAGUAUAUUAAUUCUGGCAAAAGACUGUUCGUCGUCAGUGCUGGGGCUCGAUGAUGGACAUAGCUUCCUCUCUGAAACGACAGCUAAUAUCAGUGUUACUUUCGAUUUUGAUACAUUUGUGUUGGGCUCGAGAGUCUAUCAGCAAGCGGAAAGAUCCCAUUUGAGACAAGCUAUCAGGGCCGAGCAAAGCAGAAAGGUCCCGGCCAAACAGAAAGAUAACGCUGCUGGCCGAGAAGACGCUCUAAUCCUGCAGUCUUCGUCUGGAGACGCUUCGAAGCAAGCUGUUCGAUCACGAAACUCAUUCCGUUUGACAGACUGGUUCAGAAAUUCAUCGCGGCGCAAAGAUUCGGUUACAUCAUUCACUGCGCCGAAAGAAGGGGAGAACGGUGAGCGUUCACAUGGAUUCAAAACUGUGAAAGUACUGUUUCUUGGGACUUCUGAAAGCGGAAAGUCUACCCUCAUCAAAACCUUACAGCUGUCGAAAUUCCGUGAAGAAUAUUUUUCGUAUGGGCCGCGUUUACUCUUCAAAGAAAUUAUUCGGUCAAAUAUCAUUCAAAGCACUCGGAUUGUACUGGAAGCCAUGGAUUCUUUAGCGAUAUCACUGGAAGAUCCGUUUCGGAACAACAUCCACGCGGAGACGAUAUUCAUGCAACUUGCUGGGCGCGAUAGCGACUGUUCAGGCGUCAAGACUUUCCAAGCCAUUGUAUCACUCUGGCAGGACAGCGGCUUCCAAAUUUCAUUCGGGCGAAGGCGGGAGUACCAAUUGGAUGACAACUUCGAUUACUAUGCCAAUAAUAUCAAAAGGAUCAUGGCUUCUGACUACAUGCCGACCGAUGAAGACAUCUUGCGAAUUAGAGUGACGACUACUGGCAUCAGCGCGACAAAACUCCUUAAUAAGAAAAUCGAAUACGAGAUUCUUGAUGUAGGGGGUGCACGAUCGGAACGUAAAAAGUGGAAUUCUGUGAUUGGAGGGACACAUGUUGUAACUCUCACAAUCGACGUCCGCUGUUAUGCGAAUGUGUUGUUGGAAGACGAAACUUGCAAUCGUAUGCAGGAGCAACUAGUGUUGUUCGAUUCAAUAGUGAACUCCAAAUGGUUUUCCGAGUCCAGCUUUCUUGUCGUUUUCACGAAAUUGGACUGCCUGGCAGACUCUCUUCGAACGCAUCGAGUGGAACGGUAUCUUCCCGACUAUGUAAAAGACGAAUCUCUAGGACCUGUCGAGAGCUACAUGCAGUACAUCGAACAUCGUUUCAUGGGUCUAGUUCGUUCACAUUCAAUUCGUUAUAGAACUAGGAUCGUACGAGCCGAUCUUGUGGGCGAUGCAUACAAACGAGGAUUAGAGGUCUGGAACACCUUAGACGAUAUUGUGCGUAAUGAACUGAAAUGA